Molecule: messenger RNA, 306 nt
Organism: Vicia faba (fava bean)
Lineage: Eukaryota; Viridiplantae; Streptophyta; Magnoliopsida; Fabales; Fabaceae
Source: the annotation of a GenBank genome assembly
AUGGCUAGCCUUUUUUCUUCGACUUUGCCGCAGCCUCGCCAAUUCGCAUCUAAACGAGAGAAAUCAUUGAGAAACCCAGAGUUCUUCGAGCUCUUGUUCAGAGAGAGAGAGAGCGAUGGUGAGAAGAUGCAGAUGCUACCAUGUAAAAAUUGCAUCGCGCAUUUGCUACAUGACUUGUUUAAACAAGACGAUGCCUGCCAUGUAAAGGGCUACAAUAUGCUCGUAGGUGAACUAUUUGUGUUAAUUCACGUAAUGCAUGUUACAAAGAAGUAUGGCUAUUUUGGAGAAGUUAGAUAUCAAAGAUGA